AAAUAAAGUUUUAUUUGAAUUCAAUUUAAUUACUCCGUAUAUCAUAAAAUUUACUGGUAUUUCAUUUUUACAAAAAUUAGUAGUUUCCUUAAAAAAACAUUCCCCAAUCCUAAAUGAUGUGAUGUUUAAAUUGAUUAAGAAUUCCUAAAUUUCCAUCGGGGGAUAGUCUGCUUCUUACCCAGUUGAAUCCGAGCGUGGCUAGGGUUUUGAAGAGAAUGGAGUUGAAGAGGCGACGGAAUGAUGAAGUCCCGUCCGGUACGAACGGUGAAUCGAAGUCAAGUUCGAAGGGUCGCCGCCGGUCAUCGACGACGCCUAAGAUUGCCCUCUCAGAUCGGACGGUGAAGCUGUUAGAAGAGAAGGUUUCCUUUCCAAAUGUAUCCAAGCUUCGACGCCGAAACAUAAGAGCUUUGAUCUUGUCCCCCAGCUUAAGUAAGGAAAAUAAGAUCGGCUCAUAUUUUGACAGCCAAAGUCCCAUCUACUCCGAGUCCUUUGUAGAUGUGCUCAAAGUGGAGGUAGGAAAACAACUGAAUGUUUUUGAUUUGCUAGGGGGUAACCUCUUGAGGUUCAGCACCAAAUUCACAAGUUAUGUGGGUUCGUGUGAUCCGAAUAAAGGUGAGCAUGGGGUUUUUGAACCAGGUAAUGGUCGGACUCAAACCCCGGUAUUGAGACGUUGUGGUAAUGUUGUUAGGGGUGGUGUUGUUAGCGCCUCUGCCACCAGCACAACAACAGGGGGCAACAAAGAGAAUGUCAGCGUGGAAAGCACCCUAAGCCUUAAGGGUAAAUACGUUAUGAUUUGUUGCGUGUUUGUGCCUUCGUUAUGGUGUUCAGAAGACGGGCCGGGGGUGUAUUACACCUCUUUAGCUUCUCAUGAGUUGGCUAGAAGAGAUGAUUUUGUGAUGGUGGUGGUGCCAAUGAUGAGGGAGGGUUUCACUCAUUCCCACUCUGCCUACCAACACUUCUUGUCGGGUUUUUCCUGCCUCGCUGUCCCUUUCGAGGACUCUCAUCGGCGUGAGUUCAUUUGCUCAUCACUCGGGUUCGAUGGUAAGCUUAAGGCUUUACUUCUAGAUCCAUCUCACAGGGUGCUUCACCUUGGCCCGCCUCGCAUGUUUGAGUUUUACGGAGGGUCCGGGCAUGAUUGCCUUCCCUUUACUCCAAGGGGACAGAAGAUUGUUCUAACCUUGGAGGAUGAUCCGGAGAAUCGCUCCCUGGAUGAGGUUUUGGGCCUUAGCGACACUGAUGUUCUCUACAAUAUUGAAUAUCUCGCUGGCGGGGGCAGGUUGAAGGAGGAGAAGGAUGGGUGUAUUGCCAUUUCAAAACUCAAACAGAGGGUCGUGGGGCUUUACAUGUGCUCUGAUGGUAGAAGCUUAGAGAUGAUUCAGGAGGUCUACGAGGAUUGUAGACGGAAAGAGUAUGAGCUUGAAAUUGUGGUGGUGUGCUAUCCCUUCCCUGAGCAGGUUCCCCCAGCGUUGCACGAGGAGGCCAUCAUUGAAGCUCUUGCAAGUCAUGACCUGCUACGCUGGUGGUUUUUUCCCUUCAACAACACCGUGUGCCAUAGACUAGAGACAAUGUGUGAAAUUUACGGUCUUGACGAAUGUUUUCUCAUAGCUGAUCCCAGUGUUGAAAGGUGUGUCGAUCCCUACGGAAUUGAAAUCAUCCGUGACUUUGGCAUCGAUUGUUAUCCCUUCACCAGGAGGAGCUUGGUCGAGACGGAAUUUCACAGGAAAACGGAACUGAGAUUGAACUCACUACUACUUCCUUGGGAAGUGGUUCAUGCCUCGAUUGAUCUCGAAUCCACAAUUUCGAUUCCUGUGGUAAAGCUUAAGAACAAGAUUGUUCUUCUUUAUCUAUACAAAGAGGGAAUGAAAUAUCUAGCUAAUAAAUUGGCUGCAUGGUAUAAAAACAAUAUCAAGGGAAAGUAUUCAAAUGUUGAGGUGGUUGCUGUGAGCAUAGAUGGCAGCGACACCAGUGAUGAAGAAUUCAUGGGUAUGGGGUGGUUGGCAUGCCAUGGACUCCCACCCUUUGCAGCCAAACUCUGAAGAAUACUGGCAUCCGCGCUUAAAUCCACGCGAGGCUCUUGUUGCUUUUGACGAAGAUGGCCGGAUUACAUGUAUGGAUCCAGAUCACAUUUUGGUAUGUGAAGGUCCUCCUUUCCUGGGCGAUCUACGCGAAGAGAUUUGUCGGGAUUUUGAAGACGCUGGGUAUUUAUACAUGCCGCACUGAUGAUCAAGGCUGUAUUUAUCUAGUUUAGUUAGAUAUCCUAUGGAGUUAUUUAGACAGUUUAAUUUAAUUAUUGUGAUUUUUUUUGAGAGAGAAUUGUGAUGUAUCUUUAAUUAUAAAAAAGUUGAGUGGAAUUA
This is a messenger RNA of Cuscuta campestris, 2354 nucleotides long. The record is from the annotation of a GenBank genome assembly. NCBI's taxonomy places the organism in Eukaryota, Viridiplantae, Streptophyta, Magnoliopsida, Solanales, Convolvulaceae.